CAGAAAUAAAAAUAUACUGAAGGCGAGUGCUCCCAAUUUUUUUGCCAACAGGGUGCAUAAAAAAGGUGGAAACCACUGCAUCAGAUCAUUCUUCUAGGUCUUCUACAAGAAGGUAAGCAACACUAGAAAGCUUGCACUUUGAAAUGACAGGACAUGCUAGCAAAACCAAAGUAGUAUUUUGACCUCAGUUUGGGGAAAAAGGGCAAGAAGAUUGCCCUUCUAUGUCUGUGUGAACUUCACCUGUGGGUCUGGUAAUCGUUUCUUUUCCUCCUAAUUUUCAUGUUCUACUCCUCACCACCUCCAAUCCAGAAACAGAUAAUGCUUUAAGUAGUAAUGUAUCAAUUUACACACAUUUUCAAAUACUGAAAAAUUCUCCUCCUUUAUCAUACCCCUCUCUCAAAUGCCAUAGUGCCUCAAAUGUUUUCUCAGUGUGGACAGCAAUCUCCACCUUGCUCCACUUUUGUGCAUCCCUUCCCUGUCUCCUACACCCAAUCCUCCAUCACUCAACACAAAAUAAUGUGGCAAAGUUUUAGUAUUGUAGGUGCUUUCUGUAACUUGUAAUGGUGUCAUUAUUAUCACCAACCUUUCCUUCCCCCUUUAGGAACUCCAGCACGAAUCACUUGACAAAACACAACUAAAUUCACAUUAGAAGUCUUAGCAGGUUAUUCAAAAGCAGCACUCUCAUAACCUUCUGAUGAAAAUGCCACAAAAAGAAGAUCUAGAGAAGACAUGUAAACACAGUUCAGCUGAUAUGAACUGGCACACUAACAUUUUCCCCCUAUACAAACUGGACAAAAUAUAAUCAAAUCUGCAUAAGAAGAGGGUGUAAGGGUAGCAGUUAUUCUCACUCCACCUCGGGCAGGGGAAAACCACAUCAGCACUGAAUAUCCUACUUGUGCAUAUGCACAUUCAAACUAAAAACUCAUUAGAAAAUACAAGUGCAAGGCAGUUAGGCCGCAGUUCAUGCUGGCCCAAAGGAAAAUAUCAGGGAAGAUACUCUGUUCUUCAAACGUCACAGACAUCUCCUGACCUACAAAAGGAGAAGGUGCCUAAAGCCAAAAGUGAAAUAUCAGAAUUAGGCUCAAAAAGCAAGCAGAAAAGGAUGAAAAAAGGGAAAGUGAUGAGACAAAAUAGAUUUAAGUUCCACCCAGCAGCUCACUGGGUACCACACACAUUUGUAAGAUCUUUGCAACAGAUGAACAGAGAAGACAGCAUAUCCCAGUGUAAUGCACACCAAAAGAACCCAAACAACAAAAAAAUCCAGUGAGAUUUUACAGCAAGCACAUUAGUUGAGUUAAAUUAAAAAAGAAAUCUCAGGAGAAAAUCCCAUUCUUGCUUUUUGAGCAAACACGGGGAUCUCCUGCUGCUGGAAGUUACACAGGAAGCAGUGACGACUCACACUUGGGCCUUUGCCCACUUUCACUUUUCACAUUAAGCGGACUGGCACAUGAAAGAGAAAUAUUCCCACCUCUUCCUGCUCACAGACCAUCUAACAGUGCCACAUUUUCACAAAGAAUUCACAAUACAAUUUAAAAAAACCCCCAAAAUCCAGAAAGGACAAACAUUGCAUGAAUAGUUGAUGAAAAAUCCUUUGUGACAUGUGUGCAUUUAUUUCUAAUUACCAACAUACCAAGGGUAAUUAACCCUGGAUACAGGGGUAUGAGAGAUGGCUCCAAAAAUAUCAUGCAAGUUUUUGCAGGGAGAGGAAAAACUCUUGCACUAGCAAAGCUGCAGGCACCACAGUAAAAAAGUACUAAAACAUAUAUACAUAUACACAUUUAAACAGAAUUUAAAAAGAUUGAGAGACUAACAAUAUUUUUCAAUGAAAAAUAUAAGAAAAAGAUUAAUUAACAUGCAAAAUAAACAUUAUAUACUAAUCAUAUUAGAGCAUGCAAUAUGAAAAAAAAAUAGAUGCUGGUACAUAGAGAAAUUUUUAAAUAAACCCCCAAAAAGGGCAACACACAAAACAGAUGAAAAGACAGUCCUGAAACACAUCCCUGGCACAGCCAGCCGGAAAACUUCUGCCACAUUUUGUCUCUUGCAAUAGCUCAGUAGCCAGGCUUCCCCCUGGCAGCAGCCCAGAGAAAGUGCCAGCUCCCGUUCUCACAGCAGCGUCCCCUCCUGGCCAGUGACAAGCACCAAAGCUCUCAGAAGAAAGCAAACAGAAAAAACAAAAGUGAAAACGGAAAAGUGAAAUUAUCAAGAGGAUGGUGAUGAAAGGAAAGCCUGGACCUGGGCAUAUAAAACUGCACCACCAGCAGCAUCCCAAGCAAAGCAACCACGACUACCAAGCCAGGGCAGGCUCCUGCACAGUGCCCGAAGCUCCACCAUGGCUGCACCUGGAUGCUCACAGCCCCACCGGCGGCACAGCACCCUGGCACUGCUGCUCCUCAUCCUGGCUCUGGCCACCGGCCUCCCGUGCCACCACCUGCGGACCCACGAUCCUGGGAAUGCACUCCAGCAUCUGCAGGACAUGGCUCCAAGAACGACACUGUCCUGCAAUCUCCAGAAGCGGCCCUUCUUCCCCGCCAGCCUGCUCCACAACAACCUGCAGCCGCACCAAGCCGCCGCCACCGCCCUGCGCAUCCUGCAGCACCUCUUCCACACCCUCAGCUCCAACAGCACCCGCCAGCACUGGCCCAGCCACGCUCGCAACCACCUCCUCAACAAGCUGCAGCACCACAUCCACCACCUGGAGCAAUGCCUCCCCGACAACGCCGCGCCCUUCAGAGGACCACGCAACCCGCUGCUCGCCAUCAACAAGUACUUCAGGGACAUCCACCUCUUCCUGCACGCCCACAACCACAGCGCCUGCGCCUGGGACCACGUCCGCCUCGAAGCUC
Zonotrichia albicollis (white-throated sparrow) is the source of this 2843-nucleotide messenger RNA. Lineage: Eukaryota; Metazoa; Chordata; Aves; Passeriformes; Passerellidae. The record is from RefSeq and is a predicted model, not a curated record.